AUGAGGCCCUGCUCAGAAGACCCCCAGCUCUGCUGGACCUCCUGGCUCCUGGGAUUCAUCAGUCUCCUUCUCAGCAUCUGCAGCACUGGGGCUAAGAGUCCUGGUGCACGUGGUUCUGAAAUUCAGGAUUCUGGAGCCCGUGUUCCCCUGCAGGGGAUCCGAGGAGGUUCUGUGUUGUUUCAUGUGAUCAAGAAGCAAGAAGAUGAACCAGAGGAGGUCUCAUGGGGCUUUGGCCCUAAGUCAAACUACAGUGUCCUGCUGCAAGUCCGCCGUGGGGCAGACACUCCAACCUGGGUCAGCCUCCAGGACAAGUACCAGCACAGGGUCCAUGUGCCCAACAACUUGUCCCUGAAGAUUGAGAACCUGACCUGUGAGGACAGUGGGCACUACCGGGCUCGAGUCAGCUUUACUGGAGGAUUAGAACUUACCCAGAUUUUCCUCCUCACGGUCUACGAGCCUGUGCCCUCUCCCCAGAUUCUGAUGGGGUCAGCAUCCAUCACACCAGACUGGUGCAACGUCACCCUGGAGUGCAGAGCCUCUGGGGCCACAGAAGACCUGAAUGUGACCUGGGAGUACAAGGGCCUCCCCGAAGAAUGGGAGCAGAGAAGGACAUUAGAAUCAGCCUCCAACUCACGCAUCCUGGCUGUGAGCUUGCCUAGAGGCCAGCCCCAUGCCAGUCUCGUCUGUGUGGUCAGCAACCCGGUGGGAUAUAAAACUGCCUCCUUUGACCUUGGGAGAGACUGCGUCCAUGAUUCAGCCAAACAGGUCAAUGCUGAUCUCCUGCCAGGCAUCCUUGGGGCAGUCGCAGCUGUGUUAUUGAUCCUCGGAGGCGGACUAUACCUUUGGAAGACACGUAGGAAGAAGAUGGAGACUGGAAGAGGCAGAUCACAAGAUGAUGAUGAUGAUAGCAUCCAGUGUGCAGAGCUGAGCCAGGAGGAAUCUCAACAGAGCUCGAACAAGUGCAAGGCCUCAGAGAACAGAGAGGACCUGAAGGUGACCUGGGAAAGCAAGGGCCUCCCCAGGGAGCUGGUGUGGAGGACAUUGGGACCAGCUGCCAACUCCCAGAGCCUGCCUGUGAGCCUGCCCCUGAACCAGCCCAGUGCCAGCCUCACCUGGGUGGUCAGCAACCCAGUGGACCAGAAAACUGCCACAUCAGACUUGGGGGAGUCUGUUCCCAUGUGGGAGGGAAGGAAACAGGUUCACAUGGACAGGCCAGUGUUGACAGUCAUCGUAGCGGGCCUGUGGCUGUGCUGUGGAUCCCGGGAGGUGGACUGUGCCAUUGAAAGUGAGGACCCUGCCUGGGUCCUGUGCAGGGCUGUGCCCACCACUCUGUCCAAACGUCCAGGAAAGACCACCCAGGUGGCCACACCCGCGGGUCAGAGACCCGGUGGCUGCCGUUGCAGCACUGCCCACCAGGGGGCGCCGGCCCAGCGCGCCGCUUCUCCCUUCAUCCCUGGAAACUCCCCGGUCUCGGCCCUCAGGACUGCCCCGCCUGACUCCGACCCCAGCGCCGGCCCCGCGGUGGUUCCUUCCCCCCAGGCUUGCCACUUGGUCACCUCCUUCUCUCUCUCCGCCUUCCCCUCCCGCUCCUACCUCUGCCCGGGCUGCGGGCUGAGACCGCCCGGCCUGAAGAAGAGCUCUGGAAAGGGCACGCCGCCCCCGCCCCCCGGGUUUGAGGGGCGGAGGAGUGGGGGACGCGGAGGGGCGGGCGGGGACCAGGACAAGCGGGGGGCGGACUCUGCGCGCACGCCGCUCUGCUCCGGGCCACCAGGAGCCCACGGGGCUGGGGCGGCGGGGCUGCGGCCCCUUAUCAGGGCUCUGUGCCCAGGCCGCACCCGCCUGGCACACACAGCCAGCCCGGAGAGGAGAGACGUCCAGGGAGCCCCCUCCCCACUGCUCCGCAGCCUGGGGGACCGGAGCCAGCUUGGGCUGAUGCGGGUCUCCCCCCACCGCCCUCCAGUACCUCCGUCCGGUCCCCACCCUGAUGGGGCUGCUCUCUGGGCCUCUGAGGCCUGA
Molecule: messenger RNA, 2016 nt
Organism: Rangifer tarandus platyrhynchus (Svalbard reindeer)
Lineage: Eukaryota; Metazoa; Chordata; Mammalia; Artiodactyla; Cervidae
Source: the annotation of a GenBank genome assembly